CUCGUGCGGUCACCCUGCGUGCGUUUGGAUCAGCUGUUUGCUUUUAACGUUUUGUUGGGACUAAAGCCAAAAGAAAGCCCUGAAGACCAGGAGAGGAAAUACUUCACACUUUGGGAUUUUAUUGAAUUUGACAGCUUGAAGCAGACAACAUCACGAAAAUCAAAAGACGAAACAAGAAAGGAAACAGUUCUUCACUCAGUACAAGUUUUUUGUCUUGCUGAAAAACGUCUCCAGCUGUGGAUCGAAGCACUGGUUCAGAAAUUACAGAAGAAAUGUGAAGACACAUUUUCGUCUUUGACGCACUGAGACAAACCUCUGCUCCCCGUUCUCACAGGUCAGAUGUGUGUGUGGAUGUAAAACGCUGCUGUUAGCUGACAGUUACAGGUUUGGUUACACCUCUCCCAGCUGAAACUCGACCCUCCGUCCUCUGCCCGCAAACCGGGGCGCCCGGAGCUGGAGGUGCCGUGGGGGACGCCAUGGGACGGUCCAAAUACUGAUGUGAUGGGCUGUUGAUGGAGAGGAUUUCGGAUGUCAGCCGGGACAGUGGUCAUCGCAGGAGGAAUUCUGGCUACAGUCAUCUUACUGACCAUCGUUGCUGUACUGUGUUUAUGUAGGUUGCAGUAUUACUGCUGUAAGAGGGAGGAGUCUGAGAAGGGGGAAGAGGAGGAACCAGAGCUCGCCACUAUGUCGCCUUCCCGCCCUCUGGCUCUGUCCGCUCCCCCUACGCCUCCAACGCCGGAGCACUACGGCGACGAACCGGAGAACUACCCCCCCACCUUCCUUACUGAGGCCAACGGGCCUGCCAGCUACUCCCCCACACCGCCGCCGCGCAGGUGCCAGCGCUCACACGCCUUCUGCCCGUCCUGCGCCCGCUGCUCACUGCCCUUCUACCUGCAGCACCCGGAGAGGCUGUGCAACGGCGGGCGCAGGAUCAGCUACAGGACUGUGCAGCAGCAGGACCUGGAGCUGCCCAUGGACCUGGCCAGCUUCUAUCAGAAGCUCAACCUCAUUCGCUCCGUCACCAUGAGGGAGGUGGUCACCCACAGCGUCAGCACCGACGUCUAGGAGCUGGCAGGAGGAAGGCAUCGCCGUCCUGUUGGCCUGGGGAAAGGUUGCUUUAUACAAACUGCACUGACUCGUCUGCAAACACACUAAAUUAACAUGUUAUAUAAACGCUCUGCUGUGGGAGCAGCGUUAGCACUGUGCUGUACUGGUGUACUACAGCACUGAGGGCUUUUGGGUGAUGUGACAUCUCCUGGCAGCCACUUUGGAGGUCCACAGCUCUGGAGCAACUGCCAACAGCUGAAUGCAUUUGUGAACAUAAACAUGUGUUUCUGACAGACUUGAACAGACUCAGUUUUAAGGUGGAGUCAGCGAUUCUGGAGAAAGAUUGUUGACAAUGCGCUUUGACAUUUAGCAUGUCCCAGAGUCACCGUCCCACUGCCUUUCUCUUUAUUCUCAAAGUCAACUUCCAGCCUGCUGUUGCGAUGUGACUAAAGGUUGAGGGAAAGGUCACUUUUGGUACCAUUUGAAGCAAAGCAGAGAACUGCUCAGAGAGGCGGCAAAUUAAGAUUGUUGUCUUUGUGACAUCAACACGCCGACAUAGGGAAGAGCUGCUGGGUGACGGGCUGUAAAACUUACAAGACGAGACAAAUCCAGUUCUGCAGUUUUAUAUAAUACCAGUUGAGGAAUUGUGUAAGAAAAAGUGGCUGGCGGACAUCAUCAGGUAAACACAGACGGGAGUGUCAACCAAAACAGGCCCUGGUGCCCCAGGUCAGAUCACACUUAUGUCUGCUGUACCCAUUUCAUAGCAGGUGAGAACAAUACACGAAUAACAGUGGUGUAACUGAAAUACACCGAGCCCACAUUUGGUCUUGGAUUUUGGCAGUUGUUAUGAGCCCAGGCUCAGCCAGUUUAAAAUACCUAUACUUGUAUUAUAAUUAUUUUUUAAGCUAGCACCAAGACAUGUAAGACAACCUUAGGCAUGAUUCAAGGCCGAUCUGGGUGAGUAUUCUGUCAAGACUUGUUUUAGAAAUCACCAGAAAGGGCUUCAAAAUAAUCGAACGCCAUGUUUGCUCAAUACACUUCAAUCAAAAUGUAACUGAAGGUCAUGAAAUUAACCGAAGUUUAAUCAAGAUUUUGUAGCGCACAGACCAGAUGCAUGCCCUCUUUCCACCAGACAAAGAUGGCGGUCAUCUUGUGGUGUCGUGUUGACUUUGGUAAUACAUCCAAUAAAACAACGUCUGUAAAACUGUUGACAGGACGCCUCCAACUGCAAAUAAGGUCAGUUAUGACUCAGUUACAAAUUUUUGGUCCAUUGAGGUUUUAUAUUUGUAAAACUUUUCACAAGGUGAGAAAAACCAUUUAAAAAUCUGCGACAUCAUCACAAUGUAAAGUCUAUGAGCCGAGUGGGAACCUGCGGGCAGAGCCAGUAGAAGGAACACUGCUACACAUAUUAAGUGGGCUGCAUACUGUGAACGAAAACCCAGCCGCAAGAAAUGUUUCAUGCCAUGGCUGGAGGCAUUAUGUCUUAGGGUUGUCAACAUGUCCAUACAUACAUAUGUAGUGCCAUGUUCAUUAACACAGUAUCUCACACAAGGCACAAACGUCCAGUCGGACUCAAGAAUAAAGUGAAGAAUAAAGAAUUUGGUGGUCAAAGGUCACUGUGACCUCACAAAACAAGUUCUUGGCCAUAACUUAAGAAUUACUUUCUUGUGUGUUAGACAUCUAUGUUUGCAACUUGACGAGGUCGCAGAGACAUACAGCCUCAAGGCGGUAAUUCUGGUUCAGCAAAUGCGCCCCAUGAGCAGUUUUCUUGGAUUGAAUAGGUGCCAUCUUCCGGUCUGGUAUCUAUUAUUAUCAUAAGCCCAUGCCUUUUCUUUUUCCUGUGCAUGAGCACAAACGCUCCCUGUUGGUAACUGGCUGGAACAUUGCUCUUUGUUUGUUUCCCAGUGACAGAGCCAGGGCUGUGUAUGAACAGUUUAUUUUGUUCAGCACACUCACAGGACCAAAUCGCUGACUGCACCUUUAAGUGGAUCUUUUUGUGAUCAAUGUCUGAUUUUGUUGUUUAGAAAAUUAGCUUGUUUGCUAAUUAGCUAGUUCAGUAGCUAACCGAUGUAUGUGUAUCAAAGUAUAAACAAGACAAGUUACAAUUUGUUAGUAAAUAUAACACUGAUUUUGUUUGUUUGAUUGCAGCACACAAGAGACAGAGGUGGGGGUAAAAAUCCUGAAUAAUUCCAGUGCAAACAGGACAUUUCCCUAAAUGAGGCUAAUGGUUGGUUAGCAAGCUAGCUCAAGGUUUGUUCAGGCUAAGUCUUGUCUUAUUGUCAACAAUUCCCAUGUGCGGACCAAAACCAGCACUAAAUGGAAAACAUCUUUAUAAAGGCUCAGACACAACAAAACAACAGCAGCGACAAAGGCGGACUGUUGCGUUGCCUCACGUUUUCUGUGUCUUGGCCUUGUACUCGAACACAUCGCAAAGACCACAGUUAGCCAACUAGCAUGUAAGUUGUGCACCUGUGUGAGAGGAAAUACCUUUCCAUACCAGCAGGUGGCAGUAGUCUGUCUUCAUCAUUCAAAAUGGCAAAUAGGAAGACCAACAGGACAGAUUCAAGAUGCUAGCAAACACGUUAACACAACCUGGUGCUGAAAGAACAAAGGUUAAUACCGUGCAAACAGUAACACAAUUAUGAACUGUUUCUGCUGAAGAACUCCGUGGCAAAAAAACCCCCUAAUAUAACAAGUUUGAUUCAAUCUCAUGCCCUCUUGACUUUUGCCAUUUGUUUACUUUCCUCACCUUCAUUUCUCUUCUUGCGCGUUGAGCUAAGCUGCCAAUCAAAGUGAUUUUGUUCGAUGGGCUACGCCAGCUCUGCUUCUGAUUCAACAUGCUAAACUGGCUAAUAAAAAGCAGACAAGGACCGACUGUGCUGGACACAGCAAAAACUAAGGCGACAGACAUUUACGGGCAGCCUGAAACUGACCUAUGGUUGACCGUUGGCUUGGUGUGUCAGGUCCCUAAAAAGUAUUGUAGUGUUUGUGUAUUGAAGCAGAAUGUAUCUUCUGCCUGUGUGCCACAGAGCUCCACUGUUGCUCAGACACUACUACUUUAAUCCCACAUACACUGUCCUGCUGCCACAAAUACUCACUAGAGCCUCAAAUAUGGAUUAAUCCACCGCUGAAAUUAGUCCCAACAAAUGCACUACUUCCUGUUUGAUAAAAACUACAGUGAGCAGCUGUUAUAGGAAAUAACUGAGUCUUUUUUAGUAAGUAAUUUUAGAGAACACGAACACACUGCUGGUUUUGGUCUUUUCAUGGGAUUUAUCAGGAAAAAAAAUAGAAUAAGGCCCUGUCUACAUGUACGCAAAUAUUUUAAAAACUGAUAUUUCCCCGUGUCGUUAAAAAAAAAAAAAUCGUCCAUACUGCCUACAAAUAUCUCGGUACACUCUGGAACAGAAAAACGGUGCCAAACAUUCGCUAGUGUUAGCUGUCUUCCACAGUAGUAAAAUGUAAAGGCUAACGAUACCUAUUUUAAAACUCCUACUGGAGACCUCAUCGCUGUCACUGAUAGUUCACCAUUGCUGUUGUUGUUUCUGCCGCAUGCAUUAAACAAAGCAACAACGGACAUGUGCGAAUUGAGAUGACGUCACUGUUUCCCAAACGCUCCGUUUCACAUGUCCACAUGUUUGGAAAAAUCUGCACCAUAGAGGGUGUUUAAAAAAUCUCUAAACCUGUUUUUGGAUAAGAGGCAAAGCUGUACAGAAAAAUAUGUGUUUUCAAAAGUAUCUGUGUCUAUGUAGACACGGCCGAGAAUAUAUAUCUUUUAGACUCCAACUCAAGAGAGUUGUGGAGAAGAGAUAAAGCUAAGGAAAAGGUUGUUUCUUAAGUCAUUUGGAGACUGAGUUAUAAAACUGUUCACACUGACUCUCCAACAGACCAGCAGGUGACUGCGCUGCUCCAGCACUGAACAUAGAGUCUGUGGAUUUUACCGUGUGCUCAGAGUCCCAGUGGAAAAUUAUACAAGUGGAUGUUCACACAGACAAAAUGUUUUUUGUGUUUGUUGGUGUAGCAGCAUCUGUACAGUGUUACAUUUCACCUCUUUCUUUCUUUCACAGCUAAAUUCCUUCACUAACACCUGAUAGGAGCCAAAUAUUAUCUUUAAAUAUGUCUUUUUAUAUGUAGUCCAGUGCGUGUGCAGGCAGGCUGACGCUCCUGCUCACCACAGUGAAGCUGCACAGGUGAUCUCACUCAUUCUGCCUGAUUACAGACUGAGUCCAGGUCUGAUCAGCCAAACUGAAACACCUGUGCAGCUGUGAGCUGAU
This is a messenger RNA of Epinephelus fuscoguttatus (brown-marbled grouper), 5318 nucleotides long. RefSeq names its product protein FAM163B (gene fam163b). NCBI's taxonomy places the organism in Eukaryota, Metazoa, Chordata, Actinopteri, Perciformes, Serranidae. The transcript is spliced from 3 exons. The record is from RefSeq and is a predicted model, not a curated record. Bases 529 to 1065 code for a protein of 178 amino acids.